AUGGCGCAACGACAAAAGAAGACGUCACAUAGCAUCGAUACAAGGGAGGGCUUCCAUGGAACCUACUUUGGCUUGUCUGGCGAAGUAGACCCAUAUCUACUGCGUCACUACUUGUACGAUGAUGCAGAUGAGUUCACCUUCUUGCGCCUCAUAUACCGCCAGCUGCAUAACGAUCUACACGACCCCACCGCACCGCCGUCGCCACAGCGUCGCCCUCUUGGCAAGCACCAGGGGCAACGCGAGCCUGUGCAAUUCUACUUGAUGUCAUCAGAGCUGGCAGAUGAGCACAAACAAGCUGGUCCGAAACAAAAUCCGAGAUGUGAGGGGUCUACAGCGGGGGAGUUAGAUGCUCUCGUUGACCAUGACCAAGCGCUCAGGCUAUUGCAACUAUUCAUCACAUACGUCUUCCCGGCCAUGCCGGUGAUUUCUCGCUCCCAGCUGCUCAGUAGCAUGGCGAGUUGCAAUGGGGCUACCACGAUCACACCGAGCAGAACCAUGCCUAUCCAUUUGCUAGCGGCUAUCUAUGCAUCAGCCUUGCCGUUCUGGUCAUACGACGACGUGCUCUGUGUCUCAAGCGUGUACAAGAAACCAUCAUCAGAGACGUUGUGGCAGAUUGCUUAUGAUGGCUUCCAAGCUGAAAUUUUGACGCCGCACCUGGCGACGGUGGCUACGGGAUUGCUGUACCUCAAUAAGGCGCGCCAGGGCGUCCAGCAUGUCUCUGCAGACAUUACGCUUACCUGGACUCUGCUGUCUUCCAUUGUGGGCAUCGCUACCAGUCUUGCUCUUCAUAUUGACUGCAGCCACUGGGCCAUUCCGGGUUGGGAGAAGAGGUUGAGGCGUCGGCUAUGGUGGAUGACUUUCUCUGAAGAGGAGUGGCGCAGCCUGCUAUUGGGGAGGCCAUCUAUCAUCAAUGAGGAUCAGUGGGACGUGGAAGAGCUGUCGGUCGAGGACUUUGCCCUUGAUAGCGAGGGUGUCGAUGCCGUCACUGCGACGGCCACGGGCAACCUCGCAGACGCGCGAUUUUGCUUGACAGCUGAUUCGGAAGCGCCGCACUGCAUUCUCUCGCAGAUGGCCAAACUCGCGUGCAUCGCUGGGAACAUACACCGCUCACUGUAUACGAUACGGGCAACAAGGCGGGUAGCACACGAUAUCGAGGCCUCAAUGGCCACGGUACGACCUCUCAGAGCAGAGCUGGUGUGCUGGUAUUCACAGUUGCCGUCGCAGCUACGAUUGCAGUCACGAUCUUGCGGUGAUGGCGACAGGUCAACACCCGCAUCUCCCAACUCGGCGGCCUGUUUCAGGUUUGCGUACCUCACACUCGAGGUGCUUCUUUAUCGAGCAUUACUGCGCCCACUUGGCAGUCUAGACCUAGAACAUGACGGCGACGAAGACAUGAACGACGUGGAUACUUCCUCGGGGCUUCAGGAUGACCAUGUCGGAGUCAUGCCUUUACCGCAAAUGUCGAGAAGCAAAGUUGCUCUAGAGGCUGCCGAGGCCAUCAUCAGCGCUGCAGAGAAGUGCGCCGGGUUGGUCAUCGACUUCGCCGCAAUGCUCAUGUCGUGGGACUUUGCCGGAUUCUCCUAUUCUUGGUUGCGCAUUGGCUGGGCCACGUCUUCUAGCUUCUUUGCGCUGCUCUUGGUGCAGUCACCUAGCCUGUCCCAUGCGCAGACGUGCAAAGGUAUGAUGGACCGUUGGCGGCAAGUCCUGCGCCAUCAGUCUAAGAGCUUCGAGGACAUGCGGCUAGGCAUCUUGCGGCUGGACGCCAUGUAUUGGUCGGACAUGCGCAAGAUCUUCCGGGUCAACAGGCACGCUGCACGAGUGUUGGGCGGUACCGAUAGCGUACAGCGAGGUAGCGGCUCGCAUCGCACUUUACCAUGA
Molecule: messenger RNA, 1878 nt
Organism: Microdochium trichocladiopsis
Lineage: Eukaryota; Fungi; Ascomycota; Sordariomycetes; Xylariales; Microdochiaceae
Product: fungal-specific transcription factor domain-containing protein
Exons: 4
Coding region: 1-1878 (625 amino acids)
Biological process (GO): DNA-templated transcription
Cellular component (GO): nucleus
Molecular function (GO): zinc ion binding; DNA binding
Source: RefSeq, a predicted model, not a curated record